AUGAAGCAGCACCACCCCACAACGACAGAGGUAGACAUCACGAACGAUGCCGAUAAGAAGAAAGGAACUCGUCGUCAUUCCACCGUCCACAGACUUCAGCAGAAGGUCCGCGGUAUCGACUUCGACUGCACAGACGGGGCAGACAAGACAGCCCCUCAGAUCACGACCUUGACUCUGGACGACCCGGACGCGAUACAAGAAUGGUUCACCUCGUACCCUUCCACGCCAUGUCCCGCGCUCCGACUCCUUACCCUCGAGCACCGACAAGAAUCACCCCAUUCCUCCACCCGCCACAUAGCAGCCCCACAAGCCAGCAAACCAUGGCAGCCCGGUCAACCUUUCACUCAAGCAAUACUGGAACACGCACUUUGGCAGCAUCAAGCUUAUACCGACCUCCUCCCUACUCGCGCCGGUGGUUGCGCGGCUCUAAUAGACGAACCAGUUUGUUUUAUCCUACAAACACCACUAGAUUCCGGACCGUUUUGCUCUCUUGCUUUGUCGCGGAGGGGCCAUAUUGUCAAGGGUACAUAUAUCUACCGUAAUGCACUGGGUCGAGAGGAGAGGUUCUUGGAUCCGCUGGAGAUCAUGCAGGGCGAGAAAGUCAUUUCUGGGUGGCGGGCUUCGGGCAUGCAGAUUGUUAGCCUUCCGGCAGCUGUGGCGCGGAGUCAGGCGAGGUAUGUGAGUGGUGAGUUGGAGGAUAUUGCUGUUCGGCUCGAUCAAGUGGAGUCGGCUUUGAGUGAUUCGGGAGCAGGUGAUGCUGGGGCUGGAACGCUGACUCCAAUCACGCGCGUCCUCCAGGCCCAGUCCUCGCGGCUCUUGUCAUUGGAACGGAGAAUGAAUCUACAGAGUCAGAUCCUGGACUCCAUCGAGGUGGUCACGGCUGCCCAUCGCCAUGGCACGACGCCUUGGCCUGCUCUUGCGCCCAUGAGGAAUCAAAUAGAGACCUGGUCUCAUGACAUGAUAUCCCUUCCUCGACGGAUCGAGAGUGCGCAUCGAACGAUCCAGACACUAAUCCAGCAGCGUAAUGAACAACUCAACCUCGCUAUCGCUGAGUCCUCUCAUCGUAUGAUGGAGGCCGCCUUGCGGGAUAACGCUACUAUGAAGACGAUCGCGAUCAUGACUAUGGUGUUCUUGCCCAGCACGGCGGUGGCGAGUUUCUUCUCGAUGCAGAUGUUUAAUUGGGGUGUUGGUGGCGACAGCGUGGUGAUGGCGGUGCCGCUUACCGGGUUGGUGGUUUGGGGUUGGUGGGUCUGGGUCAGGAGGAGUGAGAGGAGGAUUGAGGGGAUGAGUAGACGAGAUCGCUUGAGCACUCGUGGUGGAAGCAGGGAUGAGAGUGAGAGGAGGGAUGAGAGUUUUACUGAUGAAGUCGAGCUGGAGACUUUCGACAGCGAGGACGUGAAGACGGGGGCUGUGAGGGAGCCUUGA
Messenger RNA from Recurvomyces mirabilis, 1425 nucleotides. RefSeq lists its product as uncharacterized. Bases 1 to 1425 code for a protein of 474 amino acids. The transcript has 2 exons. The record is from RefSeq and is a predicted model, not a curated record. Gene Ontology annotation, biological process: transmembrane transport; metal ion transport. Gene Ontology annotation, molecular function: metal ion transmembrane transporter activity. Gene Ontology annotation, cellular component: membrane. NCBI's taxonomy places the organism in Eukaryota, Fungi, Ascomycota, Dothideomycetes, Mycosphaerellales, Teratosphaeriaceae.